UUCGAUAGUAUAGUUAUUUGGAAGAUAUAAAUAUGCACAUUAAUCUAAUUUAGAAUAUAUAUGUACAUAAGUAGAAGUUUAUUGAAAUACAUAGUCACAUUUAUGUCUAAUUAAGUAGUGCUUCACUUUAAAAAAAAAUACUAACAAAAUUGAAAUGAAAAUGAAAUGAAAAUUUAUGUACGUAUCUAUGUAUAUAACAUAACAUGCAUAAAUAAUUCAGAAAUAAAAAAAAACUUGCGGAAAUUAAAAGUUUAAACACUAACAAGCAAAUUAUAAACAAAUAAAUAGUAACAGAAAGCUACUCGAUGUCUUGGAAAAAUGCCGCUAAAGCAGGUCAAAGAAUUCAUAAAGAGCGACAUCAACCCCAUGAAAGAAGUCAUUUGGGUUUGCUAGAAAAAAAGAAAGAUUAUAGGGAGAGAGCCAAAGAUGCAAACGCAAAAAAAGAUAUUCUUCAUAAAUUACAUAAAAAGGCUUUAAAUAAAAAUGAAGAUGAAUUUUUUCAUCAUAUGAUUAAAUCUAAAAUUAAAGAUGGUGAACAUCAUGAAUUGGAAGAUGAAGAAAAAGAUGUUGAUUCUAAAGAACAGAAACUUUUAAUGCAAACUCAAGAUUUGAAUUAUGUGAAUAUGAAAAGAGUUAUUGAAAUGAAAAAAAUUAAAAAAAUCCAGGCAAAUUAUCAUAUGAUAGAUGCUGCAAAUCAUUUUAAGAAUAAACAUAUAUUUUUUGUUGAUGAUGAAGAGGAAGCUAAAAAUUUUGAUCCUGCAAAAGUUUUAGGAGUUGAUUCUGAAUCAUUGAAAAACAAAACCAAUAGAAAAAAAAUUAUUGAAAAGGAAAAAAUCGAAGAUGAAGAAGAUACUGAAGAUGAAGACAUUGAUGAAAUACCAAACGACACUUUAAAAGUUUACAAUGAAUUGAAAAAUAGAAUAAUUCGAGAAAAAGAGUUAAGCAUAGUACAAAAUAAAUUACUAAUGAAAAAAACUUUAAGACAAAAAAGAUCACUUAAACCAAAAAAAAUUAAAGCUGGCACUAAGACAUCCGCCCCGGUAUUUCAAUUUAAAUAUGAAAGAAAAAAAUAAAAAGAUUGUUUUAAUUAUAAAUACCUAUAUAUAUGUAUAUGUACAUAUAAACAAAUUGUAAUAAUUAACUCUAAAAAUAAAUGAAAUUUUAAUUUUUACAAA
Molecule: messenger RNA, 1175 nt
Organism: Condylostylus longicornis
Lineage: Eukaryota; Metazoa; Arthropoda; Insecta; Diptera; Dolichopodidae
Product: probable U3 small nucleolar RNA-associated protein 11
Exons: 2
Coding region: 306-1073 (255 amino acids)
Biological process (GO): rRNA processing
Cellular component (GO): small-subunit processome; nucleolus
Source: RefSeq, a predicted model, not a curated record